This is a messenger RNA of Didymodactylos carnosus, 306 nucleotides long. NCBI's taxonomy places the organism in Eukaryota, Metazoa, Rotifera, Eurotatoria, Philodinida, Philodinidae. The record is from the annotation of a GenBank genome assembly.
AUGGAAUUACAACAACUAUUAGACGAUGUUCCCAAGAAAGAUACAAUCCUGAUAAUCGGUGAUUGGAAUGCAAAAGUUGGCGAAAUAGAAGUUCUUGGAAUAGCUGGAAAAUUCGGGUUGGGCAAACGCAACGAAGCAGGCGACAGGCUGAUUGAAUUCUGUCAAGAAAAUCAUAUGGUUAUUACAAACACAUGUUUUCAACAACCGAAACGACGACUAUAUACAUGGACAACACCAAAUGGACAACAUCGAAAUCAAAUUGAUUAUAUUCUCUGCAAUAGACGGUGGAAAAGCUCAAUAACAUGA